GUUUAUUUCCCAAUUUUCGAUUCACAUUAAGCAAUUCUGAAUUGUCAAAUUCACCCUCUGUCUCCUCCCUUGUCCGAACUAGUCCAAUUCACCAAAUCGGCGACCUUGCCUUCCGUUGGUAUCUGCUCUCUCUUCCUUUCUCUCUCAGGAAACCACAGAUCCGUCUGCGUAAAACCACUGUAUUCGAUAGUCUCUAUCGAUCUUCAGAUAAAGUGGACCGGAGAUGCCGGUUGCCGCUUCCGCCAUAUACUUCCUCAACCUCCGCGGCGACGUUCUCAUCAACCGCCUCUAUCGCGACGAUGUCGGGGGAAAUAUGGUGGAUGCUUUUAGGACACAUAUUAUGCAAACGAAGGAGCUUGGUACUUGCCCUGUGAGGCAGAUUGGUGGAUGCUCUUUCUUUUACAUGAGGAUCAGCAAUGUCUACAUUGUCAUUGUUGUCAGCAACAAUGCCAAUGUGGCUUGCGCUUUCAAGUUUGUCGUUGAGGCUGUUGCAUUGUUCCGAUCUUAUUUUGGUGGAGCUUUUGACGAGGAUGCAAUUCGCAAUAAUUUUGUACUCAUUUAUGAGCUCCUAGAUGAAAUUAUGGACUUUGGUUACCCACAAAAUCUUUCACCAGAGAUCUUAAAGCUUUAUAUCACACAGGAAGGAGUGCGUUCCCCAUUUUCAUCCAAGCCCUCAGACAGGCCUGUUCCAAAUGCAACUUUACAAGUUACUGGUGCUGUUGGGUGGCGGAGAGAGGGCCUUGUAUACAAAAAGAACGAGGUCUUCCUGGAUAUUGUCGAAAGUGUAAAUCUUCUUAUGUCUUCAAAAGGUAGUGUUCUGCGAUGUGAUGUCACUGGGAAGAUUCUUAUGAAAUGCUUUCUUUCUGGAAUGCCUGAUUUAAAGUUGGGUUUGAAUGACAAGAUUGGUCUUGAGAAAGAAGCACAACUUAAAUCACGUCCUGCUAAAAGUGGUAAAAGUAUCGAGCUUGAUGAUGUAACUUUCCAUCAAUGUGUGAAUCUAACAAGGUUCAACUCAGAGAAGACCGUUAGUUUUGUACCACCGGAUGGUGAAUUUGAACUAAUGAAGUAUCGUAUAACUGAGGGAGUUAAUCUUCCUUUUAAAGUAUUGCCUACUAUCAAGGAACUUGGUCGAUCACGCAUAGAAGUGAACGUUAAGGUAAAGAGUGUGUUUGGUGCAAAAAUGUUUGCACUUGGGGUUGUGGUAAAGAUUCCUGUGCCAAAACAAACAGCAAAAACAAAUUUCACAGUUACAUCUGGCCGAGCAAAAUACAAUGCCUCUAUUGACUCUUUGGUCUGGAAGAUUAGAAAAUUCCCUGGGCAAACUGAGUCGACCUUAAGUGCAGAGGUUGAACUUAUUUCCACAACAACAGAAAAGAAAUCUUGGACCAGACCACCAAUUCAGAUGGAGUUUCAGGUUCCCAUGUUCACAGCAUCUGGUUUACGUGUCCGUUUCCUCAAGGUGUGGGAGAAGAGCGGGUACAAUACCGUUGAGUGGGUUCGUUAUAUUACAAAAGCGGGAUCCUACGAGAUUAGGUGCUAGACACAAUUGGCGUUGCUGGGUGGAGAUUAAAGCAAAAUCCGAAAUAAGGCGCAGUUUAGGCAAGUUUUCAAAGUUUCUUAUCAAGUAUUAUGAUGUAAUGAAAGUUUCAGGCCUUACUCAAGGUGUUAUCGGUAUGAUUCUUUGUGUGAAAAUCAGUUUUAAUAUGUUUGUUCCAAAAGGCCAGCUUAUUAUUGGAACCUAAAAUUGAUUGUGUUCUCUCGCACUCUUUGUAUUUUGUUAUAUUUUUAUAAUAUUGAUUUAUUGUAAUGAUAAUUUUAUUGAGUGAUGGUUAAUUACAUUAUUUCA
Vigna radiata var. radiata (mung bean) is the source of this 1846-nucleotide messenger RNA. Its product is annotated as AP-2 complex subunit mu. The transcript has 13 exons. Gene Ontology annotation, biological process: endocytosis; intracellular protein transport. NCBI's taxonomy places the organism in Eukaryota, Viridiplantae, Streptophyta, Magnoliopsida, Fabales, Fabaceae. The record is from RefSeq and is a predicted model, not a curated record. The coding region runs from base 224 to 1540 and encodes 438 amino acids. Gene Ontology annotation, cellular component: cytoplasmic vesicle; clathrin adaptor complex.